Molecule: messenger RNA, 1710 nt
Organism: Artibeus jamaicensis (Jamaican fruit-eating bat)
Lineage: Eukaryota; Metazoa; Chordata; Mammalia; Chiroptera; Phyllostomidae
Gene: PHACTR3
Product: phosphatase and actin regulator 3
Exons: 13
Coding region: 1-1686 (561 amino acids)
Biological process (GO): actin cytoskeleton organization
Molecular function (GO): actin binding
Source: RefSeq, a predicted model, not a curated record
AUGGCCGCGUCCGAGGACGGGAGCGGCUGCCUUGUGUCGCGGGGCCGCUCGCAGAGUGACCCCAGCGUCCUCACCGACUCCUCGGCCACCUCUUCCGCGGAUGCCGGGGAGAAUCCAGAUGAGAUGGACCCCGCCCUCCCCGCGCGCUCCGAAUAUCUGGUCUCAGGGACACGAACGCCCCCCGUGAGGAGGAACAGCAAGCUGGCCACCCUGGGCAGGAUCUUCAAACCCUGGAAGUGGAGGAAAAAGAAAAACGAGAAGCUGAAGCAGACGACAUCCGUGCUGGAGAAGAAGGCUGCUGGCCGGCAGGGUCGGGAGGAGCUCAUCAAGAAGGGGCUGCUGGAGAUGGUGGAGCAGGAUGCUGAGAGCAAGGUGGGCAGCCCUGGCGGAGGCCCCGGAGCCGCGCAGAGCGAGCCGCCCGCUCCCAGGCAGGAGGCCCAGGCUCCGGAGGAGGCCCAGCCAGGAAGGCCCCCGGCCGCCGGGACAGAGCAGGCUUCCCUGGACCGGCCGCUGUCCGUGGACAGCCACGUGGACGAUGCAGCCAAGACACCCUCGGCCUCCAGAGGUGAAGAAGCAGACGCUGCCAGCGGCCUUCCACCCUCCACGGAUGAGGCCGCCCCCCAAGCCUUAGCUGGGUCCGACUCCCUGGACAGCCCUCCCAGAACCUUGGAGAGGUCCAUGGGCCAGCUCCCCAGUCCCCCACUGCUGCCUACCCCGCCCCCCAAGGCAGGCGCCAAAGCCACAAAAAGUGUGACAGGCCAGCCCAUGCUCUUCCAAGAUGCCAGUGGGAAGAACACGGACCCGCCCGUCCGAGGACAGCUGUCCACUCCCACAGGGUCUCCGCAUCCCUCCACUGUCCACCGGCCGCUGCCCCCCAGCCGCGUCAUCGAGGAGCUGCACCGGGCACUGGCCACCAAGCACCGCCAGGACAGUUUUCAAGGGAGGGACAGUAAAGUGUCCCCGAAGAAGCGGAUGGACAUCCGCCUGUCGAGGACAUCCAGCGUUGAGCGGAGCAAGGAGCGGGAGGAGGCCUGGAGCCUGGACGGGGCCUCGGAGGGCAAGCGGGCGGCGGCCGCGGAGUCGGAGGAGAACAAGGAGAACUUGCUCGGGAGCUCGGAGCUGCAUGACGACCUGCUGCUGUACCAGGACGAGGAGGCGCUGAACGACUCUGUCAUCUCCGGAACUCUGCCCAGGAAAUGCAAGAAGGAGCUGCUGGCCGUGCGGCUGAGGAACCGGCCCAGCAAGCAGGAGCUGGAGGAGCGGAACAUCUUCCCCAGGAGGACGGACGAGGAGCGGCAGGAGAUCCGGCAGCAGAUCGAGAUGAAGCUGUCCAAACGGCUGAGCCAGAGGCCCGCCGUGGAGGAGCUGGAGAGGAGAAACAUCCUGAAGCAGAGAAACGACCAGACGGAGCAGGAGGAGCGGCGAGAGAUCAAGCAAAGGCUGACGAGAAAGCUCAAUCAGAGGCCCACGGUGGACGAGCUGCGGGACAGGAAGAUCCUGAUCCGGUUCAGUGACUACGUGGAGGUGGCGAAGGCCCAGGACUACGACCGGAGGGCGGACAAGCCCUGGACCAGACUGUCGGCCGCGGACAAGGCUGCGAUUCGGAAGGAGCUCAACGAGUACAAGAGCAACGAGAUGGAGGUGCACGCGUCCAGCAAGCAUUUGACAAGAUUCCACAGGCCAUAGAGAUUUUCUUCUGAGAAGAAUCUG